Molecule: messenger RNA, 216 nt
Organism: Chlorella variabilis
Lineage: Eukaryota; Viridiplantae; Chlorophyta; Trebouxiophyceae; Chlorellales; Chlorellaceae
Exons: 1
Molecular function (GO): mRNA binding; metal ion binding
Source: RefSeq, a predicted model, not a curated record
UUCCCUCAGCGUCCUGGACAGCCAGUGUGUGAUUUUUACCAGAAGACCGGCCAUUGCCGGUUCGGGGAGCUGUGCAAGUACCACCAUCCAGCGGAGUUUGCAGUCCGCCUCAACCCCCGGGGCCUGCCCGUGCGCCCUGGCCAGCCAGUGUGCACAUUCUAUCAAAAGACGGGUGAAUGCAAGUUUGGGCCCGCCUGCAAGUACCACCAUCCAUAA